Molecule: messenger RNA, 1172 nt
Organism: Hypanus sabinus (Atlantic stingray)
Lineage: Eukaryota; Metazoa; Chordata; Chondrichthyes; Myliobatiformes; Dasyatidae
Product: trace amine-associated receptor 1-like
Exons: 3
Coding region: 21-1172 (383 amino acids)
Biological process (GO): adenylate cyclase-activating adrenergic receptor signaling pathway
Cellular component (GO): membrane
Molecular function (GO): G protein-coupled receptor activity
Source: RefSeq, a predicted model, not a curated record
AUUCUCCCGCUGAAUACACUAUGUUCUCGGUGGCUAGUAUUUGCCCACCAUCAAAAGUGGUAAAUACUCUUGUUUAUAACAAUACCGCACACCGCAACUUGUCGGGAAUCGCUCCACAUGAAACACGGCAAAUUAUUGAACAGGUGCUUCUCUUCGUCGUUCUCGGCAUAAUCAUUCUCGGGACCAUCCUCGGCAACCUCUUGGUAAUUAUCUCAAUCUCCUACUUCACCAGACUGCAGACUCCAACGAACGCCUUCCUACUGUCCCUGGCCGCAGCAGAUUUCCUCGUCGGGACUAUUGUGAUGCCUUUCAGCAUGAUCAAGGUCCUGUUCGGGUGGCACUUCGGAAAGAUCUUUUGUAAAAUCCACACGGUGCUGGAUGUGAUGCUUUGCACAUCAUCCAUCCUGAAUCUGAGUUGCAUUGCCUUCGAUCGGUAUUAUGCAGUGUGUUACCCCCUGAGGUAUCGCUUCAGGAUGUCUCGGAAGAGAGUGACCGCCCUCCUCCUCGUCUGCUGGGUUCUACCCGGCUUGGUGUCGCUUGUGCCGUUACUACUGGACUUGCAUUUACGGGGUUUAGACCUCGCCGCUCUGCAACUCCAUCCAAACGAUUGUGUGUUCGUGGUCAAUGUCCCCUACGCUAUCUCCGCCUCGGUCGUCUCCUUCUACGCUCCCAUGUUGCUGAUGUUGGCGGCAUACGCCAAGAUCUUCCAUGUUGCCAGGACCCAAGCCAGACAGACACACACUAUUGAAAAUGGGCCCCAAGGAGCCGGCGCCACCAGAUUUCGCCACAGUACUUCCACGAAGAAAGAAAGGAAAGCUGCGAAAACUCUCGGUAUCAUCAAUGGCUGCUUUCUCCUCUGCUGGCUUCCCUUCUUCACUACAAACAUUGCCAACUCUUUACUUGGUUACCAGGUGCACCCUGUUCUUGUGGAAGUUGUUUUGUGGCUGGGCUACCUUAAUUCUGCCCUCAACCCUCUGUUAUAUGCUUUCUUUAAUAAGUCUUUCAGGCGAGCUUUCGGGUUGGUGAUUGGCUGUAAGGUGUUCACCAACGAUUGCCAAAAUAACAAUUUCCCCCAUAACGCCAAGGAGAGUAUCCAGGCCUUGAACUUGACAAGUAUGCUUGACUUGUCCACACUGGUGAGCCAGACUUCUAAUUCAUUAGUGGUCUUCUAG